AACAUAAACAUCUAGUUUAGAGAGAGAGAGAGAGAGAGGAAAAAAAGAAGAAGAAGAAAGCUAAAACGCUUCAUUCGUGACUCCCCGAUUCCAUUUAUCCGAUCGUACGGACGCCAUCUCCGAUUCAACAAGAUCCGCCAUUGAAGAGCUCCGAUUCGAUCUCUUCUUAAGAAAACCAGAGGUAAUUCACCAACAGGAAUCCUGAUUUUAGCUUUAUAGUUUGAAUUGAUUCUUCAACAAUGGCGCCGAGCACGAUUCGCAAGGCGAUUGGCGCCGUGAAGGACCAGACGAGCAUCAGCCUGGCCAAGGUCGCCGGCAACAUUGCGCCGGACCUGGAGGUGCUCGUCGUGAAGGCCACGAGCCACGAUGAAGACCCCGCCGACGAGAAGUACGUCCGGGAAAUCGUCAACCUAACGUGCUACUCGCGCGGCUACGUGAGCGCCUGUCUCGCCGCGGUGUCGAAGCGAUUGGGGAAGACUCGUGACUGGAUCGUGGCUCUCAAAUCGCUGAUGCUUGUCCACAGGGUUUUGAUCGAAGGCCACCCUUCGUUCGAGGAGGAAAUCGUGUUCUCAACGAGGAGGGGAAUGAGGGUUUUGAAUUUGUCGGAUUUCCGUGACGAGGCGCAUUCGAAUUCCUGGGAUCACGCCGGCUUCGUGAGGCUCUAUGCGGCGUAUCUCGACGAGAGGGUCGAGAGUUUCGUGUUCGAGAAGAAAUCGAGAGAUCGUCGCGAGAGUGGAGAGAAUCGGGAUGAGUAUGGUCAUGGACUGCCGAGGAGAUCGAGGUCUUAUGGCGAUUUAAACGAUUUGGAGCAAAGAAGAGAAGGUGCCGGUGCUACUACUACGCCUAUGAGAGAAAUGUGGCCUGAAAUGGUGUUGGCAAAGCUGAAUCAGUUGCUUCGGAUUCUUGACCGGAUUCUGGCAUGCAGGCCGGCGGGGGCGGCUAAAAGCAAUAGGCUCGUGAUCGUCGCGCUUUACCGGAUUAUCAAGGAGAGUUUUGGGACUUAUGUUGAAGUCUGCGAGGCGUUGAAGGUCUUGUUGGAUCGGUUUACGGAGAUGGAGUAUGGGGAUUGUGUUAAGGCUUUCAAUGUUUAUGUUGGCGCGGCGAAGAUGAUUGAUGAGCUUGCCGGGUUCUAUGGUUGGUGUAAGGAUAUGGGGAUUGGGAGGUCGUCUGAGUACCCGGAAGUUCAGAGAAUAACUGAUAAGCUCUUGGGGACGCUUGAGGGGUUCUUGAAGGAGAUGGAGAAUAGACCGAAAAGUCCCCAGAGAAGUAGGGAAGAGAAGGAGCUAGUUGGGGAGGAGACACUUCAGGAUAUGAAUGAGAUCAAGGCUUUACCUGCGCUGGAGAAUUACUCUCCGCCGCCACCACGGCCGCCGCCGUCGGAAGUGGUAACUAAGCCAUCACAGGCUCAGCAGGAGACCGAGGACUUGGUGAAUUUGGGGGAUGAUGGUGUUUCAGCUGAUGAGCAGGGAAACAAAUUGGCUUUGGCUCUAUUCUCUGGGCCUGCAACAACUACUAACACAAAUGGUUCGUGGGACGCUUCCCCUACGGACGGAGAGCCCGAGAUGACCUCCGCGUGGCAGAACCCGGCUGCCGAGAGCGGCAAAGCUGACUGGGAGUUGGCACUUGUUGAAUCUGCGAGCAAUCUAUCAAAGCAGAAGGCAGAUUUACCAGGAGGUUUUGAUCCAUUGCUACUAAAUGGAAUGUAUGAUCAAGGGACAGUGAGACAGCAUGUGAGCACCGCGCAGAUGAGCGGCGGAAGUGCGAGCAGUGUGGCGUUGCCUGGACCAGGCAAGAGCGCGUCUCCAGUGCUGGCUCUGCCUGCACCAGACGGGACGAAGCAAGCAGUGGGCAAUCAGGAUCCGUUCACCGCUUCUCUCUCCGUGCCGCCUCCUUCGUACGUUCAGAUAGCGGAUAUAGAGAGGAAGCAGCAGUUGCUUGUGCAGGAACAGCAUGUGUGGCAGCAAUAUGGAAGGGAAGGGAUGCAAGGGCAAGUGGGUUUGGCCAAGAUUGCUGGAGGGCCAGGCUGCUAUGGCACCAAUCCUCAGCAAAUGAUGCCUUAUGGAAUGCCACAGUUCAACACCAUGGGGCAACCAGGAGGAUACUACCACACACCUUAUUGACUUGUUCUUUUGCUGCAGUAUAUCUGGGACAUUUCCUGAUGCCUAUAUCUAUUCUAGUUGCCCUUACCUUCUUUCUUUGGAAGAGUUUAUAUGUCCUGUUUUUUACUUUUGGUUUUGUUUUGUUCUUUUUUGUCGUUGGUUCAACUUGUUUCUUUACUUAACUGCAUCAUAUUUGAGUGAGAAAGAUACAUAUAUGAGGCUCUUGAGAGUUUGGGUACGCAUGUAAAGUCGGGGAUUUUAUGCCUCCCCCUUUAUCCUCUGUAAUUUCCAUACUUGUGUGAAAU
This is a messenger RNA of Morus notabilis, 2404 nucleotides long. Its product is annotated as putative clathrin assembly protein At2g25430. The transcript has a single exon. Gene Ontology annotation, molecular function: 1-phosphatidylinositol binding; phosphatidylinositol-4,5-bisphosphate binding; SNARE binding. Gene Ontology annotation, biological process: clathrin-dependent endocytosis; vesicle budding from membrane; clathrin coat assembly. Bases 240 to 2120 code for a protein of 626 amino acids. NCBI's taxonomy places the organism in Eukaryota, Viridiplantae, Streptophyta, Magnoliopsida, Rosales, Moraceae. Gene Ontology annotation, cellular component: clathrin-coated pit; clathrin-coated vesicle. The record is from RefSeq and is a predicted model, not a curated record.